Molecule: messenger RNA, 1293 nt
Organism: Fusarium keratoplasticum
Lineage: Eukaryota; Fungi; Ascomycota; Sordariomycetes; Hypocreales; Nectriaceae
Product: DAO domain-containing protein
Exons: 2
Coding region: 1-1293 (430 amino acids)
Molecular function (GO): L-pipecolate oxidase activity; proline dehydrogenase activity; flavin adenine dinucleotide binding
Source: RefSeq, a predicted model, not a curated record
AUGGCUCCCGACACUCAGCAUCUCAAGACCGACUCCAUUCUCAUAGUUGGUGCUGGUAUCUUUGGCCUCGGCACUGCUCUGGAACUGAAGAAGAGGGGAUACGAGAACGUGGUCGUUCUUGACCGGUAUAACGUUCCCGUCCCAGAUGGAAGCAGUGUCGACAUUUCCAGAAUCAUCCGUGUUGAGUAUGCAGAUGAGACAUACGCCAAGAUGGCCCGCGAGGCCUUGGAGGAGUGGAACACGACUUAUAAGGAGCACUUCUACCCUUCCGGUUUCGUCUUGAUGGCCGAUAAGAACGCCGAUGCCACCUAUGUCACGAAGAGCAAGGCCAUGAGUGACAAGCUCGGUGAUUCCAGCGGCGACAUUAUUGACGCCGACACUCUCAAAUCUCAGUAUCCACACUUUCCUUCCAACACUGAAAAUCUAACUGCGUAUGUUAACCCCAGAGGUGGCUGGGCGGAUGCACAGGCUGCUGUUCGACAGAUGGCUCAAGAGUGCAGUCAGCGAGGCGUCAGCUUCAUUACUGGCCCUAGAGGGCGGGUGACAUCCCUCCGGAUUCACAAGAAGCGCAUUGUCGGUGUCAAUGUUGCUGAGGGAGAGUCUCACUUUGCUACUCAGGUCAUUCUGGCGACCGGAGCCUGGUCCGGUCAACUGUUGCCCAUCGCCCAUGCAUCUUCCGCCUCCGGUCAAUCUGUCGGGUUCGUCGAGUUAUCACCUGAAGAGGCAGAGUCCCUGCGUGGGAUGCCCGUCAUCAUGAACUUCAGCACUGGAGUCUUCGUCUUCCCCCCGUACCCUGGCAACAAUCUCCUCAAAGUUGCCCACCAUGGUUUUGGAGUCGCCACGCAGGUUUCCGUUGACAAUGGAAAAAGAGUUGUUUCGUCGCCCAAGCUGGCUGGUAACAACGCCGACGCUGGAUAUCUCCCUGAUGAUGCUGACGAGCAUCUGCGAGCGGGAUUGGCCCAGCUUGUGCCCCGGUUCGGAGCUCGGCCUUGGCUGAGGAGGCGCAUGUGCUGGUACUCUGAUACCCCUGACGGUGACUUCAUCGCCGACCACCAUCCUGAAAUAGAUAGACUGUUUAUUGCUACCGGCGGUUCUGGCCAUGCUUUCAAGUUUUUGCCAGUGCUGGGCAAGUAUAUCACUGACUGCUUCGAGGGCAAGGCGUCCGAGCAGAUUCGCCGGAAGUGGAGGCUAAGGCUCCCUGAUGGGCAGGGCGCUUUUAUUAAGAAGGGAGAUGGAAGCCGAGGUGGCCAGCCUUGGCGAAUGCUCUGUGUCGAGGAGCAGGCUAAACUGUAG